Messenger RNA from Hemisphaericaspora subhashii, 1680 nucleotides. RefSeq lists its product as uncharacterized. Gene Ontology annotation, biological process: transmembrane transport. The record is from RefSeq and is a predicted model, not a curated record. Gene Ontology annotation, molecular function: transmembrane transporter activity. The transcript has a single exon. NCBI's taxonomy places the organism in Eukaryota, Fungi, Ascomycota, Pichiomycetes, Serinales, Debaryomycetaceae. Gene Ontology annotation, cellular component: membrane. Bases 1 to 1680 code for a protein of 559 amino acids.
AUGAAUACAAUUAAGUCAAAAGCAGAAACUCAUCUAAGUAACAUAAAAUCUCGUACUGAAGAACACCUUCACAAUGUUCUUUCAGCAAAAUCAGAUAUCAGACAAAUUCAUCCAGAUGAAGCAGCGGAUGAUGUGGAAUUAUUAGCUCAAAUUGGUUAUAAGCAAGAGCUUAGACGUCACUACAGUACCAUCCAAGUCUUUGGUAUUGCAUUCUCCAUUAUGGGUUUAUUACCUAGUAUUGCAUCUACGCUUUCCAUUGGUUUAGAGGCUGGUCCUGCUGGUUUGGUCUGGGGUUGGUUUUUGGCAAGUGUUUUUAUCUUCUGUAUUGGGGUUUCCAUGUCAUUUUUAGGUAGUGCUAUUCCAACCAGUGGUGGAUUAUUUUACUAUUCAAAUUAUUAUGCACCUGAAAGUAUCAGAGUUCCACUCAGUUUCUUGAUCGGUUGUUCAAAUUCUUUGGGGUUGAUUGGUGGGUUGUGUAGUAUCAGUUAUGGGUUUGCUGUAGAAAUUUUAUCAGCUGUCUUUAUUCAACGUGACGGGGAUUUCGAAAUCACAGAUGGGAAAUGUUAUGGAAUCUUUGCUGCUUGUAUUGUAUCCAAUGUUGUUAUUUCAUGCUUGACUACCAAACAUGCAGCCACCUUACAAACUAUCUCAAUUGUGGUAAAUGUUUUCUUGGUUGCCUUGUUCCUUAUUGCCGUUCCUGUUGGUUUCAGACAUAACAGUUUUAACUCUGCAGAAUAUAUUUUCACAAAUUUUGAAAACUCCAGAACUUCAUACAGCACAGCUUGGUCAUUUGCUUUAAGUUGGAUGCCCGCAAUUUGGACCAUUGGUGCCUUUGACUCUGCUAUCCAUUGUUCUGAGGAAGCUAAAAAUGCACAAAAAUCUAUCCCUUGGGGUAUUUUAGGUUCAAUCAGUGCAUGCUGGUUCCUUGGAUGGUUCAUUGUCAUAGUUUGCGCUGCAUGUAUCAAGGAUGGUGAUCUUGCAAGUGUUCUUGACUCCCCCACUGGUUCUCCAAUGGCACAAAUUAUUUAUGAUGCUUUAGGAAAACAAUGGGCCGUUGCGUUUAUGGCACUUAUUGCUGUCGGCCAGUACUUAAUGUCCGUAUCCAUUUUAAUUGCCGCUUCAAGACAAAUCUGGUCCUUUGCUAGAGAUGAUGGUUUGCCUGUCGUAUAUAAGUUUGUCAAGUAUGUUAAUCCAAAGAUCCAAGUUCCGGUCAGAGCCACAAUUUUUGGAGGUGUGAUUGGUCUUUUGUUAGGAUUAUUGGUAUUUGUCGGUCCAGCAGGAGCAAAUGCAUUGUUCUCAUUAGCUGUUGCUUCAAACUAUUUAUCUUGGGGUACUCCUGUCUUGUUAGUUUUAUUGCCAGUAGGAAGAAAAAGAUUUAUUAGUGGUCCUUUCCACUUUGGGAAGAUGUUAAGUAACAUUAUUAACUUUGCAACCGUUUGUUGGAUCUUGUAUGUUAUUGUUUUAUGUAUGUUCCCAGAUUCCAAGAAUGUUGAUAAAGAAACAAUGAAUUAUACAGUCGUCAUUAAUGUUGGUAUUUGGCUCCUUUCAUUAUUUUAUUAUUUCGUUUGGGGAUAUCGAUCAUAUACCGGUCCAAGAUCAAAUUUGGACGAACAGUACUUUGAAGGUGCAAGUCUCCAUGAAGGUAUCGAUGAAAUCUUAGAAGAGAAGGCAAGUAAGUGA